AUGGCGUCAGGGGGAGAAGAGCUUAACAGUCCUGGCUUCCACUGCAGAAACAACUCCACGCUGUGCAGUGUCUCAGGGACAGUGCCUGCCCCGCCACCUGAGAGCCCCUCUGAGAGCAGAGCCUGGUCUCGGGCCUAUCAACGGGUAAAGCCAAUCUGGAAGUUGGAGAGGAAGCAUGCUAGCCAAUUACCCACAGGGCUGCGCCCACGCCUCCUACGGGUCUCACCUCGGGCAGCACGUUUCUCUUGCUCCAGAUCUUUAAGUAGCUCUGGCAGCACAAGUGGCAUCACAGACCAUGACAACUCCAAUUACUUAGGCUCUCUCCCAGGCCUGUUCAGCAGUGCCCUGCUUUACCAGCAAUCUGACAAUACACACAAGACGUUGCACCAAUCAAGGUCUUUCCGCGUGCAUUCGAACACAUCAGAUAAAAGACCCUUUUCGGUCCCUCAGAAGAGGAUCCCUGCCAGUGCCAAUUACAAUAAAGCCACUUCUUCCACCGUCUUCCCCACAGUCCCGUCCACAGAUCCAUGCCUGUCAUUGCAAACAUCUGGAAGAAAACCUUUCAGAAGGAGCCUGACUCCUGCCAUCCCGAGCCGGAUCCCAUCUCCAUUGUCCCUCUCAAAGUCUACAUUGAACAGCAAUAUCUUCAUGAAACCAAACGUCGUUAAAGUGCCUUUCUCUGAGGACACAGGGAGCUUAAAGCCAGUAUCCUCAGCCAAGACUCACCGAGUGUUCUUACAUCAUUUGGGGAUUACUGGAAACUGUGCAGCCCCAGUCUUUAACCAUAAGAUGCCCAAGUGCAUUCGCACAGUCAUAGAUGAUGCUACUGCCCGUAUUACCCUGCCUACCCCUGCCUCCUUCACCACAUCCACCAUCAGCGUUGCUCCUUCCCAGUACAACCAGAAAAACUUAGGCACAAGAGCAGAGCCAAGGCCCUGGAAACUGGAUGAUAACUCCAAUUCCCAGGCUCUACAAAAAGAGCCUCAGUUCACCGAGACUGUGAGGAAGUUGGCUGCAAAGGACACUGAGAAGAAACCACAGCAAGGGUGCCAGCCUGGACAGGCUUCUUUUGGAAAUUCUAGCUUCCAGUGGAGCCUCCUCACCAGGAGCAGACGGUGGAAGCCUCCUUUGGUAUGCCAGCAAGUUUCUCAGCAGAAUGCUGGAUCAGACAAGAAGAUCUUCCCUGGAGCCUCAGAUACUGCAGGAUUGGACAGUAUAACACAUUGUACCAAGAGGAGCAACAUUCACCUCGUUGCAUCACACACCAACAGGCUUAACCCCAGCCCUGCCUGUGGAUCUGUAUUUGACCCCCUACCAGUUAGAGAAGACAGAGCUCCCAUUCUUCCUAUUCUCCCUUCUUCCCAUCAGCUAGCUGGUAGAGCUGAAGUGGCCACUGGCUUGGCUUCCAUUCAUCUAGGCCAGACCAGGAAGGAAGAACGUGAGGAAAAUACACCACUGGACUUACCUGCUGUUCGUUUGGAUAACCACUGUCAGCCAAACCAGACAGAGGCUGAGGAUACAGAAGAGCUAGUAGAUGAAUUGGAAGUCAGCUCCUGCCAUGAUGAGAAUGAAAAGGAGGAGGGAGAUGAGCGCUCACCAUUAAAUUCUGAAUCCCCCAAAGAGUUGAUGGCAGCAAUCUCUCACUACAGCAAGGACAUUGAGACCAAAGCCAUUUCCAAUCCUGAGAAAGCUGCACGACCAGCGCUCACAUCUAGCCUCUUUUUCAAUGUUCCCCCUACUAUUUAUUUUGGUACUCAGAAUGAGAGAGUGGAGAAACUUCCCUGGCAUCAGAGGAAGCUUCUACGAUGGAAGAUGAGUGUAGUGACCCCCAGCAUUGUCAAGCAGACCAUUGAGCGGUCCCAUUUCUCAAUUAGCAAUAGAAAUGAUGAUUGGCUGGGCUGCUGGGGUCGCCACAUGAAGUGUACUGGUUUCCGAACCAUUCGAGACCAUCAGAAGUUCAACCAUUUCCCGGGCUCAUUCCAGAUUGGGCGAAAAGAUCAGUUAUGGUGCAACUUAUCUCGAAUGCAGAACCGCUUUGGCAAGAAAGAAUUCAGUUUCUUUCCCCAGUCUUUCAUUCUACCUCAGGACUCAAAGGCCCUACACAAAAUCUGGGAGAACAAUACUUGCCAAAAGUGGAUUGUAAAGCCACCAGCAUCAGCUCGAGGCGUUGGUAUUCAGGUGAUCCACCAGUGGAGUCAGCUUCCCAAACGCAGGCCCCUCCUGGUACAGAGGUAUCUACACAAACCGUACCUCAUCAACGGCAGAAAGUUCGAUCUGCGGAUCUAUGUUUACGUCACUUCUUAUGAUCCUCUACGGAUUUACCUCUUUUCAGAUGGACUUGCCCGCUUUGCCAGUUGCAAGUAUUCCUCUUCUCUGAAGAGCCUUGGCAACAAGUACAUGCAUCUGACCAACUAUAGCAUCAAUAGAAGGAAUACUGAGUACCAGGCCAAUGCAGAUGAAACAGCCUGCCAGGGCCACAAAUGGGCACUGAAAGCAUUGUGGAAAUACCUAAACCAGAAGGGAAUCAGGAGUGAUGCCAUUUGGAAGAAGAUAAAGGACAUUGUCAUAAAAACCAUCAUCUCAUCAGAACCUUAUGUGACCAACCUGCUCAAGAUAUAUGUCCGGCGAUCCUACAACUGCCACGAGCUGUUCGGUUUUGACAUUAUGCUAGAUGAGAACCUCAAGCCCUGGGUGUUGGAAGUCAACAUUUCACCCAGCCUCCACUCCAACUCUGCACUGGACAUCAGCAUCAAAGGCCAGAUGAUCCGUGACCUUCUGAAUCUGGCAGGGUUUGUUCUGCCCAACACAGAGGACAUCAGUUCCACCUCCUGUACCUCUAGCAGCUUCCCCGAGGGCUUAUCCAGCUGCCCCACAUGUCCAUCAACUUCAGAAUAUCUUAUUGCACAAAAGAUGAAGAAAGCUUAUUACCUGGCUCAGAAGGUUCCGGACCAGAAGAUCUAUGAAUCUGUGUUGGAUAUUCUGACAUCAGAUGACAUUCGCGUUCUGGUUGAGAUGGAGGAUGAGUUUUCUCGUCGUGGUCAAUUUGAACGAAUUUUUCCUUCCCAUACCUCUUUCUGUUAUCUCCGCUUUUUUGAGCAGCAACGAUAUUUCAACAUUCUUGCCACCCAGUGGGAGCAGAAGUACCACAGUAACAGGGACAAAGCAAUAGAUCUCCUUCGGCAUUGGUGUUUUAAAGGCUUCCACAUGGGGGUUGUUGCUGGUUGUGCUCCACUGUGGUCGAAACCCACACCACUUCCAAGUGACCCAAAGAGGGAUGAGAUGCUCAGUGCCUCAAGCAAACCUGACAGUGGCAAGCAGGAGAAAACAUCUACAGAUGAGGACAGGGAGGAUACCAGCAAAGAACCUGACCCUUCCAUCUAG
Molecule: messenger RNA, 3381 nt
Organism: Cavia porcellus (domestic guinea pig)
Lineage: Eukaryota; Metazoa; Chordata; Mammalia; Rodentia; Caviidae
Product: tubulin monoglutamylase TTLL4-like
Exons: 1
Coding region: 1-3381 (1126 amino acids)
Biological process (GO): microtubule cytoskeleton organization; protein polyglutamylation
Cellular component (GO): cilium
Molecular function (GO): tubulin-glutamic acid ligase activity; tubulin binding
Source: RefSeq, a predicted model, not a curated record